AAGAAGAAGAAGACGGCAAAAAAGAAGAAAGUAGUGAAAAGAAGAAAGCAAGUGGUCGAUUGAUGAUGAAGCCCUUCUUAUCGACCUUUGAUCCAAGUCAUACUUUAUCCACCUCUGAUGUGGCCGAAUUGACAUGGGAGAAUGGGCAUCUUGCCAUGCACGGGCUUGGCAGUAGUAAUUCACCAACUAGGACAGCGGGAGCGAGUCGAUCUACUUGGGACAGCAACAGUGGCACUCUUGAAUCUGUGGUGCACCAAGCCACCUGCCACGAUUGCCUAAGGACGAGUAGAUCACAGCUCCAAGGCCUUGUAAGACAUCAGAAGCCAGCAAACAUGUCAUCAGUUGUCGCAUCAACUAGUGUGGUGAGUACUGAUGAUUUGUUGCUGUAUGAGAAACGGCCAUGGCCUGAUCACUAUCAUGAGAAUCAGGCACUUGGGGAGGUCAACAACUACAGUGAGAGUGAGAGUAAGAAGUCGGUUGCCGGCUGGCAAGCCAGCAAAACGCUGAUGGGAGACGGCACAGGGACGGCGGUAGUAUGGCCGUCAACAGACCAGGCACAGAAGCCGCAGGGAGGAGGUAAUUGUUCAUCCAAACCUGUGGAAGAGGGGAGGAAUUCCUGCGGCGUGGCGUUGAAGAAGAGGAGCCAUGAAGAGGAAGAAGCUAACAACAAGGAGGAGACGAUUUCUCUCUCCACCAAGCGCAGCAGGGCUGCAGAUGUUCAUAAUCUCCUGGAGAGGAGAAGACGUGAUCGGAUCAAUAUGAAGAUCAAAGCCCUUCAAAAACUUGUACCAAACGCCAGCAAGACUGAUAAGGCAUCAAUGCUGGACGAGGUGAUAGACUACUUGAAGCAACUGAAAUCGCAGUUGCACAUGAUGAACCAACGAGCCAUCCCAUGCACGCCCGGUAUGAUGACACCGUCCAUGACCAUGCAGCAGCAAUUGCCUCUCAUGGGGCACAUGAUGGGAAUUAUGGGAAUGGGCAUGCCGAUGCCACUUAUGGACAUGGUUCCCGUCGGAUUACCACCAGUGCCACCUCUGGCGGGGCUCAUGCCACCGCCGGCGACGCCACCAUUCAUUGCACCACCACAAGCGGUGGUUGCCUCUGCUCCCUCACUUGUCAACCAGGAUUCAAUACUGUCAUCAACUUCAAGCCCUCCUGGGGAUCCGUACUAUGCGCUCCUGGCCCAGUCUAUGAAUUUUCAUUACUAUAAUAAGAUGGCGACGUUCUACCAACAAUUGCAGCAAUCCACAAAUGCUACCCGUUCCUCGCAGAACCGCAAUCCUUGAAUGACGUUAAUUUUCCAGCUACGUGUUGGCGUGGGUGUAAUUUUCUCAUGAUGUGACAUUACAAGUUGCAAGUGGUCA
Messenger RNA from Nymphaea colorata (pocket water lily), 1364 nucleotides. Its product is annotated as transcription factor UNE10-like. The coding region runs from base 63 to 1286 and encodes 407 amino acids. Gene Ontology annotation, molecular function: protein dimerization activity. The transcript has 6 exons. The record is from RefSeq and is a predicted model, not a curated record. Gene Ontology annotation, cellular component: nucleus. Lineage: Eukaryota; Viridiplantae; Streptophyta; Magnoliopsida; Nymphaeales; Nymphaeaceae.